Messenger RNA from Lontra canadensis (Northern American river otter), 2808 nucleotides. RefSeq names its product zinc finger and BTB domain containing 47 (gene ZBTB47). The record is from RefSeq and is a predicted model, not a curated record. NCBI's taxonomy places the organism in Eukaryota, Metazoa, Chordata, Mammalia, Carnivora, Mustelidae. Gene Ontology annotation, biological process: regulation of transcription by RNA polymerase II. The transcript is spliced from 6 exons. Gene Ontology annotation, molecular function: protein binding; DNA-binding transcription factor activity, RNA polymerase II-specific; RNA polymerase II cis-regulatory region sequence-specific DNA binding. Gene Ontology annotation, cellular component: nucleus. The coding region runs from base 220 to 2562 and encodes 780 amino acids.
CGCCCGCCGCGCCCGAGGCUCUGGGGCCGCAGCUGCUCGGCGGCUGGACUCGCCGCGGCCCUGCGCCUCCGCCCGCCCGGCCGCGCCCCCGGGGGCCAUGGUCGCGGGGCCCUGCGCGGGGGCGGCCCCCAGCGCGGCGCUUCAUGGAGCGGCCCCGGCCCGGCCGCCGGGGGCAGCGCGAUCCCGCGGGGCCCUGUGAGCCCCCAGCGCCACGGCACCAUGUUGCUGGUUGAGAAGACGACAGACUCACCGGCGGCCGAGUUCUCGCUGGUGGAGGACGUGGCCCUACACUUUGCCUGCUUGAUGGGCCGCCUGAACGAGCAGCGCCUCUUCCAGCCCGACCUCUGCGACGUGGACCUGGUGCUGGUCCCCCAACGCAGUGUCUUCCCGGCACACAAGGGCGUGCUGGCUGCCUACAGCCAGUUCUUCCACUCGCUCUUCACCCAGAACAAGCAGCUGCAGCGCGUGGAGCUGUCCCUGGAGGCGCUGGCCCCCGGUGGUCUGCAGCAGAUCCUCAACUUCAUCUACACGUCCAAGCUGCUGGUCAACGCGGCCAACGUGCACGAGGUGCUCAGCGCCGCCUCGUUGCUGCAGAUGGCCGACAUCGCCGCAUCCUGCCAGGAGCUGCUGGACGCCCGCUCCCUGGGCCCCCCGGGCCCCAGCGCCGUGGCCCUGGCCCCGCCGGCCACCGGGGGCUGCACCCCGGCCGCACCCCCCUACUACUGCGACAUCAAGCAGGAGGCAGACGCCCCGGGCCUGCCCAAGAUCUAUGCCCGUGAGGGCCCUGACCCCUACUCCGUGCGUGUCGAGGACGGGGCCGGGACUGCGGGGGGCCCGGUGCCGGCCGCCAUUGGGCCGGCUCAGCCCUUCUUCAAGGAGGAGAAGGAGGGUGGUGCCGAGGAGGCCAGUGGGCCCCCGGGCAGCCUCUGCAAGCUGGAGGGCGGGGAGGGGCUGGAGGAAGAGCUUGGGGGUUCCGGCACCUACAGCCGCAGGGAGCAGUCCCAGAUCAUCGUGGAGGUGAACCUCAACAACCAGACUCUGCACGUGUCUACGGGGCCUGAGGGCAAGCCAGGCUCCACCACAGGCCCGGCCACCAUGGUGCUGGGCCGGGAGGACGGGCUGCAGAGACACUCAGAGGACGAGGAGGAGGAAGAGGAGGAGGAGGAGGAGGAAGAGGAGGAGGAAGAGGAGGGUGGCGGCAGUGGAGGGGAGGAAGAGGAAGAGGAGGAAGAGGAGGGUGGCAGUCAGGGAGAGGAGGAAGAAGAGGAGGAGGAAGGGCACAGUGAGCCAGAGGAGGAAGAGGAGGAGGAAGAGGAAGGGCACAGUGAGCAGGAUCAAGAGAGCUCAGAGGAGGAAGAAGAGGAGGAAGAAGGGGGGGAGGCGGGGAGCAGGCAGGGGCCAGCAGGGCGGCGGGGCAGCAGGGCAGAGCCCCCUCCCCACAGCCGCAUGGCCACGCGGUCUCGAGAGAACGCCCAACGCCGAGGCCCCCCUGAGCCCGAGGAGGCCAGGCCUCGGGGUGGGAAGAGGCCCAAGCCUGCUCCAGGGGGAGCCCCUGCAGCGGCCCGAGGGCCACAGGCCACUGACGGGCUGGGGGCCAAGGUGAAGCUGGAAGAGAAGCAGCACCACCCGUGUCAGAAGUGCCCUCGAGUCUUCAACAACCGCUGGUACCUGGAGAAGCACAUGAACGUGACCCACAGCCGCAUGCAGAUCUGUGACCAGUGUGGCAAGCGCUUCCUGCUGGAGAGCGAGCUGCUACUGCACCGGCAGACAGACUGUGAGCGCAACAUCCAGUGUGUGACGUGUGGCAAAGCUUUUAAAAAGCUCUGGUCUCUCCACGAGCACAACAAGAUCGUGCAUGGCUAUGCAGAGAAGAAGUUCUCAUGUGAGAUCUGCGAGAAGAAGUUCUACACCAUGGCCCAUGUGCGCAAGCACAUGGUUGCCCACACCAAGGACAUGCCCUUCACCUGCGAGACCUGUGGGAAGUCCUUCAAACGAAGCAUGUCUCUCAAAGUGCACUCACUGCAGCACUCUGGGGAGAAACCCUUCCGGUGUGAGAACUGCAACGAGCGCUUCCAGUACAAGUACCAGCUGCGCUCCCACAUGAGCAUCCACAUCGGCCACAAGCAGUUCAUGUGCCAGUGGUGCGGCAAGGACUUCAACAUGAAGCAGUACUUCGAUGAGCACAUGAAGACCCACACAGGGGAGAAGCCGUACAUCUGUGAGAUCUGUGGCAAGAGCUUCACCAGCCGCCCCAACAUGAAGCGGCACCGGCGCACACACACUGGCGAGAAGCCGUACCCCUGCGACGUCUGCGGCCAGCGCUUCCGCUUCUCCAACAUGCUCAAGGCGCACAAGGAGAAAUGCUUCCGCGUCAGUCACCCCCUGGCGGGCGACGGCCCCCCUUCCGGCCCCGGCCUGGCCCCGGCCCAGCCUCCCGCGCACACGCUGCCCCUGCUCCCGGGGCUGCCCCAGACCCUGCCUCCCCCGCCCCACCUCCCGCCCCCACCUCCACUCUUCUCUACCACUGCCACUCCCGGUGGGAGGAUGAGCGCCAACAACUGACUGCGGGAGCGCACACGCGGGGUCUGGAGGCCCGGGGCCGCCUCUGGGAGGGACCCCAGCCCGCCCCUCCUGCCUGGGGUUGGACAGCGACACUGGCCACCCCCAUCUCCAGACGUGGCUGGACCUGUGCCGCUUGAGGCCCCUGACCAUGGGGGUGUGCAGGCUGGUGGCCCCCUGUGCGGGGUAGGGGGAGCCUCACUCCCAAGUGCCCCCCCUUUCAGUGACUCCUUGAAGCCUUUGCCUUUU